AUGGGUCAUGCAGUUCUCGAACAUGAAGCAAAGAAACGCGAGCUACCCGUUGUAGUCGAUAGCGCGGGCACUGCAGCCUACCACGUUGGAGAACUUCCAGAUGAAAGAACUGUGUCAACUUGCAAAAAGGCAUAUACAUCAAUUUAUUCAGUUCCGAUCAAUCAUCACGCGCGCGCAGUAAAAUCGUCCGACUUCAAGACUUUUGACUAUAUUUUAGCCUCAGACAAUGCGAAUCUAUCCAACUUGAAAAGCAUGGCUCCAAAGGAUUCAACAGCGACUAUUGCCUUGUUCGGAGCGUAUGGCGAUAACCAACCCAUCGCAGAUCCCUACUACGGCGGGAUUAGCGGGUUUGAGAAAGCAUUCGAUCAGUGUGUAAGAUAUAGUAAUGGGUUCUUGGACCAGGUUUUUGGCAAAAAAGAGAGCGUGCUUUGA
This is a messenger RNA of Rhizoctonia solani, 432 nucleotides long. Its product is annotated as phosphotyrosine protein phosphatase. The transcript is spliced from 6 exons. The record is from RefSeq and is a predicted model, not a curated record. Lineage: Eukaryota; Fungi; Basidiomycota; Agaricomycetes; Cantharellales; Ceratobasidiaceae. Gene Ontology annotation, biological process: protein dephosphorylation. Gene Ontology annotation, molecular function: protein tyrosine phosphatase activity. The coding region runs from base 1 to 432 and encodes 143 amino acids.